AGAUAUGCGUUCAGUUCUUAUUGUUUGUGCACUUUUCGGCGUUGCUGCCUCCAUCGAAAUGUUUGGUCGCGAUCAGUCUUCUGCUGUUCGUGGAAAGUUGAUUUGUGAUGGUCGACCAGCUUCUGGAGUUUUGGUAAAACUGUGGGAUAAGGAUACUUUGGAUUCUGAUGAUCUUCUCGAUUCUGGAACCACGGAUGGAAAUGGAGACUUCCACCUUGCCGGAUGGACUAAGGAAUAUACCCCAAUUGACGUCAAGCUGAACAUCUACCACGACUGCAAUGACGGAAUUAAGCCAUGCCAGAGAAAGUUUGGAAUCAAGAUCCCAGAUUCUUACACCUCGUCAGGAAAGGUCCCAAAGAAGGUUUAUGACGCUGGAGUUAUUCAACUUGCCGGAUCAUACCCAGGAGAGAGCCGUGACUGUAUUCACUAAAUUUUUGUCUUAUUCUUCUAUUGACUUAUAGGCUUUUGUAAUAAAUUGUAACAUUUUAUUGUAAUAUUCUGCUUGAAAUCAAAGUUACAUAUUUAUGAAUUUGACCUAUCAUCAAAAACGAAUAAUAAUUUAAACAUACAACUUU
Caenorhabditis elegans is the source of this 575-nucleotide messenger RNA. RefSeq names its product Transthyretin-like family protein (gene ttr-6). Bases 5 to 430 code for a protein of 141 amino acids. The record is from RefSeq and is marked reviewed. Gene Ontology annotation, cellular component: cell surface; extracellular region. NCBI's taxonomy places the organism in Eukaryota, Metazoa, Nematoda, Chromadorea, Rhabditida, Rhabditidae. The transcript has 3 exons.